Molecule: messenger RNA, 8194 nt
Organism: Lagopus muta (rock ptarmigan)
Lineage: Eukaryota; Metazoa; Chordata; Aves; Galliformes; Phasianidae
Gene: LRIG1
Product: leucine rich repeats and immunoglobulin like domains 1
Exons: 19
Coding region: 264-3545 (1093 amino acids)
Molecular function (GO): protein binding
Source: RefSeq, a predicted model, not a curated record
CGGGGUGCGGGGUCCCGCGGGAGUGCCGAGCGGGCGGCGGGCCGGAGCCGGGCGGCGGCGGCGGCAGCCGAGAGAAAGCGCUCGCGGCGGCGGAGGAGGGACCGCGGAUCCGCGCCGCCUGCGCGGCGGAUGCCCUGAGCGCCCCGCGGGGCCGGCGGCCGAGGCGAUGGCGCGGGUGGCGGAGCUGCGCUGAGCGCUCGGGGCGCCGCCAGCCGGGACCGCUUUCCGCUCCGCUUCGGACCUUCGCUGGUGCCGGAUACAAAAUGGCGGUGGUGCCGUCGCGGGGCGGCGGAGGCUCCGCGCUGCCGCUGCUGCUGGCGGUGCUGCUGGGCUCGGCCGCCGCCUGCCCCGACGGCUGCGUCUGCGACGGGGAGCGGCUGCGCUGCGGCGGGCUGGGGCUGCCCGAGGUGCCCCGGGAGCUGCCCCACGGGCUGCGGCACGUAAACCUGAGCUACAAUAAGUUGACCGAGAUUGAUCCUUCUGCCUUUGCAGAGCUGUUGAACCUGCAGGAAGUGCAACUGAACAACAAUGAACUGACUGCCAUUCCCUCCCUGGGCCCUGCUGCUUCCAACGUCCGUGCCCUCCACCUGCAUCACAACAGGAUACGCAGCAUUGAAGCAAGUCAACUGAAGCCCUACGUUGCCCUGGAAACAUUGGACCUGAGUUUCAAUGACAUCACGGAAAUCCGAAACGGCUGCUUUCCACAGGGACUUCACAUAAAGGAGCUCUACCUGGGGAGCAACAGAAUCAGCACCCUGGAGCCUGGUGCUUUUGAUAGUCUGUCACGGUCCCUGCUAACACUUCGUCUGAGUAAAAACAGGAUCACUCAGCUUCCUGUCAAGGCAUUCAGGCUGCCUAGGCUGACACAACUGGAGCUGAACCGGAAUCGCAUCCGCCUGAUUGAAGGCCUGACGUUCCAGGGACUGGACAGCCUGGAAGUCCUGAAACUCCAGCGCAACAACAUCAGCAAACUGACUGAUGGAGCUUUCUGGGGGCUGGCCAAGAUGCAAGUGCUGCACCUGGAUUACAACAGCCUGACAGAAGUAAACAGCGGCUCGCUCUAUGGCCUUUCAUCUCUCCACCAGCUUCACCUCAGUAACAACUCCAUAUCCCGCAUCAACCCUGACGGCUGGAGCUUCUGUCAGAAGCUGCAUGAGCUAAUACUCUCUUACAACAACCUCACCAGGCUGGACGAGGGAAGCUUGGCAGACCUUGGAGGACUGCAUGUACUGCGGCUGAGCCACAACUCCAUCAAUCAUAUUGCAGAAGGUGCCUUCAAGGGACUCAAAAACCUGCGUGUUCUGGAACUGGACCACAAUGACAUCUCAGGCACAAUAGAGGACACCAACGGAGCCUUUACAGGCCUGGAAAAUCUGAGCAAGCUAACUCUGUUUGGAAACAAGAUCAAGUCGGUGGCCAAGAAAGCGUUCUCAGGGUUGGAGGCCCUGGAGCACCUGAACCUUGGAGAUAACGCCAUCCGCUCCAUCCAAGCAGAUGCUUUUGCUAAGAUGAAGAGCCUGCGGCAGCUCCACAUCAACAGCGACAGCUUCCUCUGUGACUGCCAGCUGAAAUGGCUGCCCCCGUGGUUGGUGGAGAAAGAGCUGCAGUCCUUCGUGGUGGCCACCUGCGCCCAUCCCGAGUCGCUGAAGAGCAAAAGCAUUUUUGCUGUCCUGCCAGAAAGUUUUGUGUGUGAUGAUUUCCCCAAGCCUCAGAUCAUCAUCCAGCCGGAGACCACGGUGGCCGUCCUUGGGAAGGACAUCCGUUUCACGUGUUCGGCUGCCAGCAGCAGCAGCUCCCCCAUGAUGUUUGCGUGGAAGAAAGACAACGAAGUGCUGCAUAAUGCUGAGAUUGAGAACUUUGCCCACGUGCGGGCGAAGGAUGGCGAGGUGAUGGAAUACACCACCAUUCUGCACCUCCGCCACGUCACCUUUGCCCACGAGGGCCGAUACCAGUGCAUCAUCACCAACCACUUUGGCUCCACCUACUCCAACAAGGCUCGACUCACUGUUAAUGUGCUGCCCUCCUUCAUCAAAACUCCCCACGACAUCACCAGCCGGACAGGGACAACGGCACGGCUGGAGUGUGCAGCUGAAGGACACCCCACCCCACAAAUUGCCUGGCAGAAAGAUGGGGGCACAGACUUCCCUGCAGCCCGGGAACGCCGCAUGCACGUCAUGCCUGAUGACGAUGUCUUCUUCAUUACGGAUGUGAAGAUAGAAGAUAUGGGUGUCUACAGCUGCACAGCACAGAACUCUGCAGGGUCUGUGCUUGCAAAUGCCACCCUGACUGUACUGGAGACGCCGUCUUUGAUUCACCCACUGGAAGACCACGUGGUGUCUGUAGGUGAGACUGUGGCUCUUCAGUGCAAAGCCACGGGGAGCCCACCGCCCCGCAUUACCUGGCUGAAAGGCGACCAGCCCCUGAUCGUGACAGAAAGGCAUCACUUCACCUCUGGCAACCAGCUCCUCAUCGUUAGGAAUGUUGUCUUGGAAGACGCUGGGAAAUACACCUGUGAGAUGUCCAACACCCUGGGGACAGAGCGUGCGCACAGCCACGUGAGCAUCUUACAGUCUCUUGGCUGCAGAAAGGACCGUACCACUGUGGGGAUCAUCACCAUUGCUGUGGUGUGUAGCAUCGUGCUGACUUCGCUGGUCUGGGUCUGCAUCAUCUACCAAACCAGAAAGAAGAGUGAGGAAUACAGUGUGACCAACACAGAUGAGACCAUUGUGCCUCCAGACGUGCCGAGCUACUUGUCCUCACAAGGGACUCUUUCUGACCGGCAGGAAGCGGUCGUCAGAGGAGAUAACCAGCAGCCUAAUGGACACAUAGACAGCAAUGAUGGUUCGUUUGUUACAGGUAUGUGUCAGACUGAUGCUGGAAGGUGUCCAGAUGUUGAAGCUCCCACUGUAGGUUGCAGACAGCCAAAGCUGUGCAUCGGCUAUAAUAAAGACACUUGGAAAACUGAAGACACGGCUGACGGAAUGCUUGUUCCAGAUAAGACAGGCUACGGCCUGCCCGUUGUGUGCACAGACUGCAGCGGCAGCACAGACAGCAUGAACGUCCACAUCUGUCCCGGCGAGUCGCAGUACUACGCUGAGGGCCUUCAGGCUCUGGAUGCUUCCUACCACAAUGCACUGAGCAGCAAGGAACGGAGCAGGAAGAGGGGUGCAGGCACCACCAGCCUUCUUCAUCCGCAGCAGUGCAACGGGAUUGCCAGCAAGAGGAUGGAAGCUGAUGGGACCCUUUACCCCAGCAACCACGACAGAAUAACAGCCGUGAGCGCCGCCAGCCCUCUGCUUGCAGACCAACACGGCUCUUCGCAAUCAGGAGCAAAGCCUUCAGAGCUCAACAACCUGAACUUGGUGAGAGCUUCGCCGGCAGGAGGGUCACUAAAGCAACUGAACGUGCUUCCUGAAAUUCCCCCAACACUACUGGAUCUGCAGAGCGAAGCAGAAGCAAAACAGGCCCUCCUGGCCAAUGGCUUCACACCCAAGUCGUGCGACUCCAGUCAUGCGUUGAAGCCCUCGAGCAGAUCGACAGACUGAGAGGACAGACUGCCAUGUGCAAAGCAACAAACGUGCUAUUAUUAUUAUUUUUUUUUGCACAGAGUAUAGAGGCUACUUACUUCUACCUCAAAUCUUGAACUGAUGACCUGUCAAAGGCAAAACAGCUGAGGUAUGAGAAACAAGCUUGUAUGGGGAACAAACUCCUGUUCGAGCGUCAUCUGUUUGUACAUAGUUUAAAACUUCCCUGUGAAGUAUGAAGCAUUCAAAAGUUGACUUGCAUAUGAAGCACAUAAAUGCAAGAGUUAUUGUGUAAAGAGAAAAGUAUUUGAUACAAUUGUACAUAAGAGUUUUCAUAUAUAAAUAUAUAUAUAAAUAUAUAUAUAUAUCUUUUACAGAGGCUAUUUUAAUCUUUAGUGCAUGGAAAACUGAGUGAAAUUUUACAAUUUUGGCAAUACUGUUUUCAGUAUCAGGUUGCUGUUAAACUUUGUGAGAGAAAUAAUUCUGGUGCCUUAAAUGCAUAAACAGAAGUUUAAAAAGCCAGACUGUUCCAAAGGGAUUGUCCUCUUUCCAGUGGAAGUCCCUUUAAAUCAAGUAUCAAUUGGGUUACUUAGCACAAAUUCUUUCCCCUCUGAAAUUUAUUGCACUUAACACAUUUAAACAGGGAUCUGCAACUGUUUGAAAUGAAGCUUACAGGAAUAAAGAAAACAAGCAGUGAGGAAUUACAUAGCAACCUGAUUGUUUUCCUGUUUGUGGAAGAACUUAAAUUCCAUUAUUUUUAACACUGCAUCAGAGUUUGUAUUUUCCCCAUGACACAUUCGAGUGGACCACACAAGUGGCACGAAAUAAUUCAGCAACAGUGCAGAGCCCCAGAACAACCCGACCAAAUGGAGACCGUGACUAGCGAGCAGUCGUUCCCAAAAUAAACGAUUCAUGCAGUAAGCCGUGGGGUGGCCUCAUGCACGGCACCUCUCAAAAGCUUGGCAGCAGCAGGCAUUCCGUGCCCAACCGUGCUGCAUCACUGGCCACUGACACAGCCGAGCUGCAGGCGCUGCCCCCAGUGGAGAGGAGCCUGCAGUGCUGCAGCCCGGCCCCGUGCAGGAGCAGCGCUCAGCCCUGCGCUUCACCACGUUGGCUAAGCAAGCAGUACACGUCUGGCCUGGAGGGGGGUUCAAAAGCAUGGAGCUGCUGUGACAACAGAAAUUAAGUCCCGCUCUGACAGCUGUACCCUUAAUUCAUCUGACACUCUCACUGUCUCCCUGCAGUACAAUAUUCCACUUGCUUGUUCAACACCAUCGCCCUGAUCUGCAGCCAGACUGUAGGUGAAAAUAUCCGCUUCCAAUUAAUUAUGCUGCCUCGUGUAGCAAUUCUGGGCUGUUCAGAAAUAGUCUCCUUUAGAAGAGAAACUGUGGUUGAAAGUACACUUUAAAAUGGAAAUGUCCGAAAUAUUUUUACGUGGUCUUUUAAGUUCAUCCAUGAAUGGGGGGGAAAAAAAUGCCCAUUUUGGAGAAACAGAUCUUUGUCACUUCUAACUUCAGUUUGAAGCUUUUUAUUCAUAGAAAGGCUGCUUUCUGUUGGUGUUGGUACCUGUGGAUGGAGGACUCCCUUCCAGUUAUUUAUAAUUUGAGUUCUGCUAAUAUAAGGUUGCUAACUCUGGUGAUGACUACUUUGGGGAAAGGUUUAUUAGGGGUUUUGUUACUUUUUUCCUUAGGAGCAACACAAAUGCCAGUUCCACUGCAGCAGAAUCGAGUGGAAAUCUACUUUUGCUAAGACUGUGGCUCACAAAAUGCAGAAACACUGCAGUUUGGGUUCAGAUCCAUUACUUUUGUAUCUGUCUGAGACCUACCACACCUGUGGGAUCUUAAUAAAGUCGCGUGCUGCCCUGCAAUGGCAACGUGCCCAUUUAUUUUAACGUUGGUUGUGUCCCACCUUACCUUGAGGCCGACAUCUCCUGUAAGGAAGGAUCUGCGUCUUCUGCACAGCAGCUGAAGGCGAGCUUUGCUGUAAACAAGCCAACUGAGCCCGACCUUAAUGAAGCAAAGCAUAAUUUAGCCAGGUACCUGUCUGUAUCAGUUUCUGACUAUUGACACGUUUGCACUUUGAGACAGGUGGCUAAUUAUGUUGAGUGCCAAGUCUGUUCCAAGCAAAGGAAAUGGAUGUUAGAAAAUCAUAAACCGAGCGUAUGUGAGCGUAUGUUUCCCUUUCCUCAAGGGAAAGGCAUGCUUCAGAACCAGCUCAGUGAGGAUGGGGGGACUGGGAACACAGGAAUGACUUAACUGACGACUCAUUUUGCUGGCAGAAAUGUCAUCACCAUUGCAGAGACAAAGCAUAGUUGCCACAUUAACAUUUGAAAAUGAUGUUUCUGAAUAAAGAUAACUGCCUAACGUUCUGACUUCCACUAAAUAUGUGAAUUUGCUGCUUCUAAGAGGCAAUGUGAAAGAGGAAGUAUUACUUUUGUGUACAAAGUUAUUUAUUUAUUAGAAAAUUUGGUACAAUGUUGUACAUUGAAAAACAUGUAAGAUAUUAAAGUGUCUAACAAAUGCAUUGAAGUGUCUUUAAUAAAGGUUCAUUUAUAAUAUUACAGCUUUUUUGUUGAGUGAGCUUUUGGGAGUUUCAGUUAAAAACCUAAAUAAAAUUCUAAUCCAUUGCUAUACUCUUUUCUGACUUUCUCUGAUGAAGGUACAAAAUAACUGCCAGAACAUCCCUUUGUGAAGUCAGACCCACAAAUGUAACCUCAGGUACUGCAGAGCAGUGUGAGCCUUGGCAGCCCGACCUGGGGAUGGGGUGGAAGCUGGGGGCUGCACUAAAAGAUACCACAGAGAACUCAUUCGAGAAACAAUUCUGAUACAUGGACUGCUGAAGUAUCUGGCAAGUACUGCUAUCUUGGCACGGAAAGCAGAACAGAUGGGUGUAUGUGUAAGCAUGUAAGAAAAAUGGGGCCAGAUAGCACCAGAUUCAGCUGCAGUUGUGAACACCUUUGGCUUUCUCAAAUCCAAACCCCACCCUGUCUAGAAAUCACAGAGGCAAUUUGUGAUUGAGAGAAGAGUGAAUUCCCACUUAAACUAAAUUCAAUUUCUGCAUAUUAAAAAGUAUUCUUCAGUUGCUAAUUCAAAGUAUGGCACAGCUUUUCUGAGAGCAUCUGAUAAUUCCCUUAACACAUGUAGGAGUUAAAGUAUUUUAAAAUGGAAAAGAGAGAUCCUUUAAGCCAAUGCCUUGAGAUUCAACGUUAUCCCAGGAAUGGAAUAAGAUGAAUUUUUCAAGUUUCAGUAAACUUGAAAUAACUGCCAAAAUGUAUCUAAGAGCUCAAGGCAAACAGGCAGGAGAGGAAAAACACUGCAGUGUAUUUUUCACGUCCUCCUCCCUUGUAGUCCCAGAACUAAGUGUCAUUUCCAGCAGCAUCAGUGCACUGCUGUGUGCAGAGCAGCCCCUCUCCCCACUUGCCUGCUGCUGCUGGACGUGGACAGGUCCUUCCUGCGGUGUGCUGGGUGCAGAGCAGGUCCUGCAGGGCACAAGAAGCCUGGAGGCUGGUGGAAAUACAGCAAACAUCUCAGUAGGGCAAACCCAUGGCAAUUAAUUAACUGCUGUGGUAGGGUUUUUUUCAGCUAAAUUUACUGUCACUGCAGUCCCAGAUGGACAUGAGUGCAGGCUGACACAGCCCUGGGUACCGAGCAGCCAGAAGGUGCCUUAACCUCCCCUUCUACCCACUGACCAUUCAACCUCAGCAAAAAGAAAUAAGCAAAUAAAUAAAAAUAAAAAGCAAGCAUGAGCAAAGGCAGUUCUGCUGUUUACCAAACAAGCAGCCUUAAUGUCACAGGACUGCAGAACUGGUUUCCCCCUGUUCCAUGCAUGGUUUAGUUUGCUAAAAAUUUGGCUACUUUUUCAAGGUGGUGAUGACAAGAACUGAUUACGUAAACAUUUAAACAACAAAAAACUGUAUUUGGAUGAGGGGACUGAGGCACAAUUACUUUCAGCUCAAGUAAUUAAAUACCCCAACAGCAGUUCUGUCCCUCUCAUCUGUUUAAAGAGCUUUAAUAGAAAAUACGAUGCAGCUUUUAAGACCAUGUAAUAAAUCUCCACCCUCCAAUGCCCCUGAAACUGAGUCUGCUAUAUAUAAAAGUUCAUAAAGGAGACAACCUUCGAAGUGCUGCACUGUGCCAUGGAAAGUGGGAGAAGUCAGCGGCCAAGACGGGACUUGGUUGCAACUCCCCAUUUUAAUUGACGAUUAUUUUUAGGAGUUACGGUCUCUGUUCUGCACAUUUUAUUUGCCUGCCAACGAUUUUCUAAGUUUGGGACUCAGAAAAGUCUGAUUGCUCUGUGAUGGGAUGACAGCAUAAUAAACCACCCCUCUUUAAGGAGAGCAACCAAACUGUUACACGUAGAACACAGGGAAACACAUCAUCAAACUUUGGUUACCUCAAAAACGUUGAGCAGACGGACAGAAGAGCAUCCCAUCCUUUGUGCCCGCAGUGGCUGUGCAUGCCAGGCAGCUGCCACAUCCCACCAUUGACCAGCAGCCGCCCUGCCCAGCCUCCUGCAUGCCACCGCAGUGUGACCCGAGGAGACAAAAGUCUCCCAGCAGCCUCCAUCGUGCUGACGCAGCUGGGAACCUGCAGGCAGCCCAGGCCUCCCUGCACAAACACCCUCUGUGUCUAAAAACUUCCAAGCAUCACGUAGCCCAGUAAACUUGGCCA